Molecule: messenger RNA, 2320 nt
Organism: Xyrauchen texanus (razorback sucker)
Lineage: Eukaryota; Metazoa; Chordata; Actinopteri; Cypriniformes; Catostomidae
Product: heat shock cognate 71 kDa protein-like
Exons: 9
Coding region: 92-2041 (649 amino acids)
Biological process (GO): protein refolding; cellular response to unfolded protein; vesicle-mediated transport
Cellular component (GO): plasma membrane; cytosol; nucleus
Molecular function (GO): ATP-dependent protein folding chaperone; heat shock protein binding; ATP binding
Source: RefSeq, a predicted model, not a curated record
UUCUCUCUUAGCAGCAAGGCGAGGCGGUUGUCACCAUUCCAGCUCUCCGACCGGCAUCUUCAUCCAUCUCGAAAAUCUCCAACGUGACACCAUGUCUAAGGGACCAGCUGUUGGUAUUGAUCUUGGGACCACCUACUCUUGUGUGGGUGUCUUCCAACAUGGAAAAGUAGAAAUUAUUGCUAAUGACCAAGGAAACAGGACUACUCCAAGCUAUGUAGCCUUCACCGAUUCUGAGAGAUUGAUCGGAGAUGCCGCAAAAAAUCAGGUCGCCAUGAACCCCACCAACACCGUCUUUGAUGCAAAGCGUCUGAUUGGUCGCCGAUUUGAUGAUGGUGUUGUCCAGUCUGACAUGAAGCACUGGCCUUUUAAUGUCAUCAAUGACAAUACCCGUCCCAAAGUUCAGGUUGAAUACAAGGGUGAGACGAAGUCAUUCUACCCUGAGGAGAUUUCCUCCAUGGUUCUCACCAAAAUGAAGGAAAUUGCUGAGGCUUAUCUGGGAAAGACCGUUUCCAAUGCCGUGGUCACAGUCCCUGCCUACUUCAACGAUUCUCAGCGACAGGCCACCAAAGAUGCUGGAACCAUCUCUGGCUUGAACGUUCUUCGUAUCAUCAAUGAGCCAACUGCUGCUGCUAUUGCCUACGGCUUGGACAAAAAGGUUGGAGCUGAGAGGAACGUCCUCAUCUUUGAUCUUGGUGGUGGCACCUUCGACGUGUCCAUCCUCACCAUUGAGGAUGGAAUUUUCGAGGUGAAGUCUACUGCUGGAGACACUCACUUGGGCGGUGAAGACUUCGACAACCGCAUGGUGAACCACUUCAUCACAGAGUUCAAGCGUAAACACAAGAAGGACAUCAGUGAUAACAAGAGAGCUGUUCGUCGUCUCCGCACUGCUUGCGAGAGGGCCAAGCGCACCCUGUCCUCCAGCACUCAGGCCAGUAUUGAGAUUGACUCCCUCUAUGAGGGUAUCGAUUUCUAUACCUCCAUCACCAGGGCACGAUUUGAAGAGCUGAAUGCGGACCUAUUCCGUGGCACAUUGGACCCAGUUGAGAAGUCCCUGCGUGACGCUAAGAUGGACAAGGCUCAGAUCCACGACAUUGUCCUGGUUGGUGGUUCCACUCGCAUUCCCAAGAUCCAGAAACUGCUCCAAGACUACUUCAAUGGCAAAGAGCUCAACAAGAGCAUCAAUCCCGAUGAGGCAGUUGCCUAUGGAGCAGCUGUUCAGGCUGCGAUCCUCUCUGGUGACAAGUCUGAGAAUGUUCAGGACCUGCUGCUGCUUGAUGUCACUCCUCUGUCCCUUGGAAUUGAGACUGCUGGUGGUGUUAUGACUGUACUCAUAAAGCGUAAUACCACCAUCCCAACCAAACAGACUCAGACCUUCACCACAUACUCUGAUAACCAGCCUGGCGUGCUCAUUCAGGUCUAUGAGGGUGAGCGUGCAAUGACCAAGGAUAACAACUUGCUGGGCAAGUUUGAGCUCACUGGAAUCCCCCCUGCACCCCGUGGUGUUCCCCAGAUUGAAGUCACCUUUGAUAUUGAUGCCAACGGCAUCAUGAACGUGUCUGCGGUUGACAAGAGCACUGGCAAGGAGAACAAGAUCACAAUCACCAAUGACAAAGGUCGUCUCAGCAAGGAGGACAUUGAGCGCAUGGUGCAGGAGGCCGAGAAGUACAAGUCUGAAGAUGAUGUGCAGCGUGACAAAGUAUCUUCAAAGAAUGGUCUGGAGUCCUACGCCUUCAACAUGAAGUCCACUGUUGAGGAUGAGAAACUGCAGGGCAAGAUCAGCGAUGAGGACAAACAGAAGAUCCUUGAAAAGUGCAACGAAGUCAUCAGCUGGCUUGACAAGAACCAGACUGCCGAGAGGGAAGAAUUUGAGCACCAGCAGAAAGAGCUGGAGAAGAUAUGCAACCCCAUCAUCACCAAGCUUUAUCAGGGUGCUGGAGGCAUGCCAGGUGGUAUGCCUGAUGGUAUGCCUGGUGGCUUCUCAGGAGCUGGUGCUGCUCCAGGAGGUGGAUCCUCUGGCCCAACCAUCGAGGAGGUUGACUAAGCCAUUCCAAAGCUGCUAUGCUAUUUCCAUAGCAAUGUGUAAUGUUGCCCUCUGUAGUUUGAUUUGUCUAAAAUUGUUACUGUUUUGUGAUUGUUUUGAUGACUUAAACUUGCAGAGAGAUUGUUGCUAUUAAUAAAAAUGGGGAUUAAGGAUCACAGGGAACAGAUUUUCUACAUGCACAAACCAUUUAUAGGCGUGUGAAAUGUAAAUUUCAUAAGCCUUCUCCAGCUGCCUCAAUGCAUUGAAAGAAAUUAAUAAAAUUGUGACUUCUUCCCAGUU